AUGUCUCGUGUAGUUGCUAUGCUUUGUGGAGAUACUGAAGUCAGUGCAGUAACUUCGAAGCCUGGAUACUUGACAGCUGUUUGGAAAUUUGAUGAAGUGACAACCUUUGUUCGUGAUGAUACGACUAAAGAAAGUUGUGAUAAUACUAGCCAUUACAUCUCAUUAGCAAGUUUAAGUACAGUGGAUAAAACCCCCCCAAUACGUGCCGCUUCAGUUUCAGCAAUUGUUUGCUUGUAUGUCAGUUGCAUUUUCUUGGACCUUCUCGUACUUGAUGUAGCUCAAACUCAAGCUCAAGCCACUACAGCUCCUAAUGAAGUGGCAGCAUUGAAGGCAAUAUUUGAUAAAUGGGGUAUCUCAGAACGAAGUCGAUGGAAUAAAAGUGGAGACCCAUGUAGUAAAGAAGUCACUGACGGCGAGGGUUUCUACACUCUCAUCAACUGUAAUUGUUCUUACAACAACGGCACUCUUUGCCACAUUGUCGAGAUGACGAUUUCCGAUCUGGAACUUGAUGGUGUGAUCCCAGAGGAACUAUGGAGUUUGAAAUUCCUCACCUCCCUGGAAGUGAAUAAAAACCGCUUGUCAGGUUCACUUUCUCCAUCCAUCGGCAAUCUAACUGCAUUAAAAUUCCUUGAUUUUCGCGAUACUAAAUUAUCUGGGCAGCUUCCAAAAGAGCUUGGGAUGCUUUCUGAAUUAGAAUACCUAAAUAUUAGAACAAACAACUUCUCUGGUCCUCUGCCACAUGAACUCGGUAAUUUGGCGAAAUUAAAGACAUUAUGUAUGGACAAUUCUGGAGUAAGUGGUGAGAUUCCGUCAAGUUUUGCUAAUCUAAAGAACCUAGAGUUACUGUGGGCUUUUGACAUUGAACUUACAGGAAGGAUCCCUGACUUCAUAGGAAACUGGUCAAAUAUGAAAGAAUUGAGGUUUCAAGGGAACUCUUUUGAAGGGCCAAUACCAUCAUCCUUUUCCAAGCUGACGAAUCUAACGGAUUUGAGAAUAAGCGAUUUAUCAAAUGGGAGCUCAUCGUUGUUGGCAUUUGUAAGGCAACAUUGUCCAAGUUGUAAUAUCAUAUUACUAAAGAAUAACAAAAUUUCUGAUUCAAUUCCAUCUCUCAUUAGUGACAACCAGAAAUUGAAACAUAUAGAUCUAAGUUUCAACAACAUAAGUGGACAGAUUCCUAUCUCGCUUUUCAGUUUGAGCUCGCUGGAGUAUCUGUUUCUUGGAAAUAAUCAGUUAAAUGGUACCCUCCCUGUAAAGAAAAGUCCAGAACUUCUCAAUAUAGAUGUAUCUUACAAUAAUCUAUCUGGCAACCUGCCUUCUUGGAUUCAACAACAAAAUUUACAACUUAACUUAGUGGCCAACAACUUCAACCUAGAAAGUUCUAACAGCAGUUUUCUCCAGCAUAGGCUGAACUGUCUCCAACGCAAUUUUCCUUGCAAUCGAGGUGUUGGAAUUUAUUCGAACUUUGCAAUUAAUUGUGCCGGUCCAACAAUUACAUCUCACGGUAUUGUGUAUGAGAGUGACAAUGAGCCUCUUGGUCCAGGUACAUACUAUUUGAUAGACACAAAUAGAUGGGGAGUUAGUAAUGUUGGAGACAACAAUGAUUUACAGUAUAAGAUUAAUUCUACUACUCAAGAGUCGAGCCUUUUCCGAAGUGCUCGAAUCUCUGCUUCAUCUUUAAGAUACUAUGGUUUAGGCCUUCGAAAUGGAAAGUACAUUGUGACUCUCCGGUUUGCAGAAUUAGCUGAUUUCACUACCGAAUGGGGGAGGCGUGUUUUCAAUAUAUAUCUUCAGGAAAAUCUUGUUGAAAAAGACUUUGACAUAACAAGGGUAGCAGGUGGAGUCCUUGAAAGAGCGGUUCAAAGAGAAUACACGGUUCAGGUAUCUAAAAACUACAUGGAAAUCCACUUCUUUUGGGCUGGGAAAGGGGGAGAUGGACCUUUAAUUUCUGCCAUCAGGGCUAUUGCAGAUUUUGAAGUAAGCCCUCCAAGUGGACCAAGUCAAACCACUGAGAAGAAUAGAACAGGCCUAAUUGUGGGGAUUGUUGCUGUUGUUGGGGUUGUAUUUUUGUUACUUGCAAUUUUCUUCGUUGUCCGAAGAAGAAAAAAGCCACAAAUUGUUGAUGAUGAGCUUCUCGGCGUGACUAUUAGACCAUAUACUUUUAGUUAUGUGGAACUAAAGACAGCUACAGAAGGCUUCAAUUUUGCAAAUAAGCUUGGAGAUGGAGGAUAUGGAUCAGUUUAUAAGGGAACACUCAGUGAUGGAAGAGUAAUUGCUGUGAAGCAAUUAUCUGUAGCAUCCCACCAAGGCAAAAGCCAGUUUGUUGCAGAAAUUGCUACUAUAUCUAUCGUGCAACAUCGUAACCUAGUAAAACUUCAUGGAUGUUGUUAUGAGAGAGCACAACGAAUUCUUGUUUAUGAAUAUAUGGAAAAAAACAGCCUUGAUAAAGCAUUAUUUGGUAUGCAAACAAAAUAUAUCAUUAUUUGUCAUGUCAAUAACAAUUUAAACUUUUGUUGCGAAGGAGGAAAAGGAAGUUUGGACCUUGAUUGGGCAACGCGUUAUGAUAUUUGUUUAGGAGUAGCAAGAGGUCUAGCUUAUCUUCACGAGGAAUCAAGGCUUCGAAUUAUACAUAGAGACGUGAAAGCCAGUAAUAUUCUGCUUGAUAGUAAUCUCAUACCUAAAAUAUCAGAUUUUGGUUUGGCCAAACUUUAUGAUGAUAAGAAGACUCACAUAAGCACUCGUGUUGCAGGGACAAUUGGAUAUCUUGCACCAGAGUAUGCCAUGCGUGGAUAUCUUACAGAGAAGACUGAUGUGUUUGCCUUUGGCGUUGUGAUUCUAGAGGUUGUUAGUGGGAGGCCAAACUCGGAUUCGAGCUUGGAAGAAGAGACGAUGUAUCUUCUGGAUUGGGUUUGGCACCUAUACGAGAACAACCGCCAACUCGAGCUAGUGGACUCAAAAUUGUCAGAAUUCAAUGAAGAAGAAGUAAAAAGCCUAAUAGGAGUAGCGCUUUUGUGUACUCAGACAUUGCCCUCGUCAAGGCCAUCAAUGUCCCGUGUGAUUGCUAUGCUUUGUGGAGAUAUGGAAGUAAUUACAGUCAAUUCUAAGCCUAGAUACUUGACUGAAUGGGCAUUUGAUGAUGUGACCACCUUUGAUAGUGGUGAUAUUAAUGAAGAAUGUGAAGAUACCAGCCAUUACAUCUCCUCAACAAGGUUAUGUACAAUGGAUAAAACUCCAAAAAUAAGUGCUAAUGAAGCCCCGUUCCCUUGAUUGGCUUUUACUUUAGAUUCCAGUUUUAUUUCAAGUUAGUUCAAUACAAUUAUUAUUCAUAAUGUUAAACUCUAGUAAAAAAACAUACGGAAUAGAUUUUGUACUACUACUUGUUCAAGAAGCACACGGCUGAAUCUUCACCAAGAAGUGGAAAUUGAUUUUGAAUUACUUCUUCUUGAACAAGCACAG
Pistacia vera is the source of this 3453-nucleotide messenger RNA. Its product is annotated as probable LRR receptor-like serine/threonine-protein kinase At1g56140. Gene Ontology annotation, biological process: protein phosphorylation. The record is from RefSeq and is a predicted model, not a curated record. NCBI's taxonomy places the organism in Eukaryota, Viridiplantae, Streptophyta, Magnoliopsida, Sapindales, Anacardiaceae. Gene Ontology annotation, molecular function: protein binding; ATP binding; protein kinase activity.